Molecule: messenger RNA, 2587 nt
Organism: Pseudoliparis swirei
Lineage: Eukaryota; Metazoa; Chordata; Actinopteri; Perciformes; Liparidae
Product: obg-like ATPase 1
Exons: 11
Coding region: 73-1263 (396 amino acids)
Cellular component (GO): cytoplasm
Molecular function (GO): ATP binding; GTP binding; ATP hydrolysis activity
Source: RefSeq, a predicted model, not a curated record
CCUUUCCACCGGAGCGGCUGCUGCGUGCAGAGUGAACACCACGGAGACCGUUGGCUAAAAAAAGACAUUAAGAUGCCCCCCAAAAAGACAGAAGCCCCCAAAGAGCCCACUCUCAUUGGACGAUUUGGAACCUCGCUGAAGAUCGGGAUCGUGGGAUUACCUAAUGUUGGGAAAUCCACCUUCUUCAAUGUGCUGACCAAAAGCCAAGCUGCUGCAGAGAACUUCCCAUUCUGCACAAUCGACCCAAAUGAGAGCAGGGUCCCUGUGCCCGAUGAGCGCUACGACUUCCUCUGCCAAUACCACAGACCACUCAGUAAGGUCCCAGCGUUUCUCAGCGUCGUGGACAUUGCCGGUCUGGUGAAGGGAGCUCACGCGGGGCAGGGACUGGGGAACGCCUUCCUCUCCCACAUCAGUGCCUGUGAUGGCAUCUUCCACAUGACCCGUGCGUUCGACGAUGAGGAUAUUAUCCACGUGGAGGGUAACGUCGACCCAGUGAGGGACAUCGAGAUCAUCCACGAAGAGCUGCGACUAAAGGACGAGGAAACGAUUCCUCUAAUCCUCGACAAACUGGAGAAAGCUGCCAUCAGAGGAGGGGACAAAAGACUCAAACCCGAACAUGAGAUCAUGUUGAAGGUAAAGAACUGGAUAUCGGAGGAGAAGAAACACAUCAGAUUUUACCCUGACUGGAACGACAAAGAGAUUGAGGUGUUGAACAAAUAUCUGCUUCUGACAUCCAAGCCCAUGAUCUACCUGGUCAAUCUCUCAGAGAAGGACUACAUCAGGAAGAAAAACAAGUGGUUGGCGAAAAUCAAGGAGUGGGUCGACGCUCACGACCCCGGGGCGCUGGUCAUUCCCGUGAGUGGGUGUGUUGAGUCUAAAAUGCAAGACAUGGAUGCGGAGGAGAAGGACAAGUACUGCACGGAGAUGAAGACGCAGAGUGUUCUGACCAAAAUAAUCAAAGCUGGCUACGCAGCACUGCAGCUGGAGUACUUCUUCACAGCCGGACCGGACGAGGUGCGAGCUUGGACCGUCAGGAAAGGGACCAAGUCUCCUCAAGCUGCAGGAAAGAUCCACACUGACUUUGAGAAGGGCUUCAUCAUGGCAGAGGUGAUGAAGUACAACGACUUCAAAGAGGAGGGCAGUGAAAAUGCAGCUAAGGCCGCUGGGAAAUACAGGCAACUGGGCAGGAACUACACGGUGGAGGACGGCGACAUUAUCUUUUUCAAAUUCAACACACCCAGUGCACCUAAAAAGAAGCCAUGAGAACACAAAAUCACCAGAGGGAGAACUCAGAAUACUGUUCAGUCGGGCCUCAAAGAGCGACACUGUGUGCUGGUUUUCAUAUUUAUCUUUUAAAAUUCAGAGGAUCAUCGGAUCAGCAGUUAUUUACUCAGCUGGUCUGAUCUGGCACCUAUUGGAAUUAUUCAAUACAAUUACAUUUCCAUACAAGCUUACAUCCCUGCCUAUAAUAUCUAGCAUAUUAUGUACCAGUCAAAUUUUUAAAUUUUUUUAAAAACAUAUUCUAGCUUUCAUGGUCAUAAAUAAGAAUCGGUAUAACUGGACUGAGGAAUGUAUCAUUUCUGAUUUGACUAGAAAUAGCCAAUUAAGAAACUAACAGAACAGUAAACUGCAUAUUUCUUUAUACCUGAUGCUGGCCGUGUGUUUUUAAGAUGCAUCAGAUGCUCGGAGCGUGUCCCCUUUUCUCAAUGCUUUUUGAUAAUUCAAGCAAGAAUUGUUGUUGAAUUGUAUCUUUAAGAUAUUUGAGGCCUACAACAAUAACAGUUUGCCUUUCUGUCAUUAUUCUACAAUUACCUUCAUGAUGACCUCACAUCAUAUCAAACCUCUUUAUAACAGCCUGGCGUGAUCAAUCUGUAAUUCAAAUCUUAUAACACACAAAUGUUAUAACCAGUGCCAGCAUAAGUGAUGGUAUGUACAGCUUGUGGUGUUUGGUCCGGGUGCCUAAUCGGCAUAAAAUGAGUAAAUGCUGUUUUUUUCCUCUAAUUAAAAUGAUGUCUUACUGUUUUCUUAGUUUAUUUAUCCCUUUUCCCCAAGUCAACUUUAUUAUGCUAUUCACGAUUACGCCAUAAUUUGGUAAACAAUUAUAAAAGUUUGACUGGUACUGUGUAAACUAUUAAGAUAAAAUGAAAGCCUUCGCUCAGUGUAGCAUUUCAGGACACGACUGCUUUAUUUUGAGGGGAAGGAUAUUACUAUUAUUUUCGAGAGAGCAAAGCAGACGAUGCAGGAUGAGACCCCGAUGGAUCAUGUUGUGAUACCCUCUGCUUUUAUUGACUUUGGUUUGGUUUGGAAACAUCAAAACAGACGACAUUCUGAACUCCACCCUGAGUCACGAGAUCCGGCUUCAGUGUGAACCAGCUCUGACGAUCAUCUGGACCGCACGGCUUCGUGAUGCUUCUCGUUUCACUGCCUCCACAGUGCGAAUGUCUUUAUUUUCAAGAGCGCCCCACAAUCCCCUCAUUUACCAUCUUGUCGAAGGUUGAAAAUCCUAACGGACCUACGGGAGCCAAGAUAUAACGAACAUCAUCCUCUCCAAUAUGCAUGUGUCAAUAAAAGGAGAAAAUAAAAUGUG